CCGAGCCGACACUGCGCUCGCACGAGCCACACGAGUCGCUCGCCAUCGCUAUACACACACAAACACACAGAUCAGUAUAAUUAUUGUAUACAAUAGUAUUCCAAUAAUAAUGCUACUAUUCUAAUAUCACUUCAAGUACACAAUAGCAUUAAAGAUAUCUAACUCUUCGAAGUGUAUACAUAACACGGUAUUGUACACCAGGCCAACGACAUACGAAGAAACAACAGUGAAUGACAACCAUCCGACGACUCCGAAAGAAUCAACCAACCAGCUGAUAGGACCACAGCCUAAGUCUGAAAUGGACAUCGAAGACUGCUCGCUAAAUGCAGCGAGCAAUCGUUCCCGUUUUCGCUAAAGUCGAUGCGAUGUGUGAAGGGAGCAAUAUUGUGAACAGUGUGUGCUACUGGCUGAAAAGCGAAAACGACGGAAGUUAACCUUCUGGCAAAGGGAACGUACUAUGUAUUCAGUGAUACGGCAACAGUAGCAGCAUCAAUAGUAAUAGCCAUAGAGGAAACGAAACGAGGACGCACUUCUAGCCUAAGCAAAGGAACGAAACUGGAUUUAUCCUAUUAUAGUAUACAAAUCGAAGAAGUGUGCCAGGUGUGCGUGCAACUGGUUUCGGAUUGUUCACGGGAGAUUUUCAUUUGGAUUCAUCUCUGUUAGAUAAUAAUAUAUAUAGAGAUAGUAGUAAAAAUAGCGCAGUGAACAGUAGUCUAGUGCGUUUGUGUGUGAUCGUCGGCUUGUCCACUUGUCGUUCGACAUCUGCCGCUGUGUGUCAGUAUUGCUGCAGUUGCCACCUGACAAAACUGGAGUGUGGUGCAUCAUCGCUGGAAGGAGUACAGGACGUAGGAUCGUUAAAAGAGAUACUGUCACAAUGGUAACCAGGUAGCUUCGACUCCGGACUUUAGGCCGGAGCCGUAGCCUUGCGUGGCGGUGAGGACGGAGCUGCAGGUCAUGGAUGGCUUGAACCGAGUGGGUCCGGGCAGUCGCGUAGGGCCUGGCGGAUUGCUUCGCAACCGCAGCCAGGAAUGGACGCUCCAAGAUUCGAGCUCGGACAACGAGGAUGACCUGCGCUCAUCGGCCAACGCCAAGGCGGCGGUCCACAACAUGAACCUCAAUGGAAUGGCCACUCAUCACCAUCAGCAUGAAUACGAAGAGCCGCGUAACGUCGUCGAGACUCGAAAAAUCUCCCUGGAUGGCGGCCGUCUGGGUGGUGGAGGUUUGGUUGGCACGGGCCUGAAGGGUCGCAAAGGGAAUACGCCUAAUGGCACUGCAAACGGCCCGUUUAGCUCGAUGGAAAUGAUCAAUGCGAGAGGUUACGGCCUGUCUUCCGGGGCAGGUGGCGGAGUAGGAAAUGUUCAAGGAGAAGAUUUUCAGGCACCGCCGCAAUACCCUGGCUAUGGGACCGGCUCGUUGCCGCGGCAGACCAGUGGUUCAAAAGGGUCUCGUCAUCGAAAUGGACAUUCCGGCCGGGGUCAGGUGGUAAACAGCGGUGGCGGCUCGGGUCGGCCAAGUGGGCGGAUCGGUACCGGGGGAGCCACGUCAGGAGGUGCCAGUGGUGGUCAGGCGGCUGGUCAGGAGAUGGGCCUCCGCAGAGGGCCUUCGUCGUCCUCCACUUCGGACAACCAGUCGGAGUAUACUGACAGCGAAACUGCCCACCUACAAAGUACGACGACGAGCAGUGCACAACAACAACAACAACAACAACAGCAGCAACAACCUCAGCAGCAACAAAGGAGGAUGGUGGCCGUCAGCAGGGAUUCAACUUUGCGAGAUAGUCCGCCGGACCCCGCACCCCCGAACGUUCCACCCCGCAAUAACUAUUCGACUGCAGACUCGUUGCGGGCGCGACUUGCUGGGUACAUGGACGCGGCUGGCCCAGGUGGACAGCAGCACGAUAAUGCACUUGAUGACGAUGGGGAGUACCUUAGCGACGUCAUGGGACAUUAUGCCACUCCUGACAUAGCAAAUCCUGAAGAUCAACUUCGUAACUCGAUCAAUCGAAGAGAAAAUGAAAGGGUUUACUGCCAGCCACAGAACAUAAUCACCCAAGAAUCAAAACUCAGCGAUAAGGAUAGUAGUGGAGGAGGUUCAACGGAACGGAACCACGGAGGCGUAUUACCAGGAACCGUAGGGCCUGGUGGAGGGCCUAUGUCAGGCGGUGGAGGCCCUCUGGCGAGCCUUAUGCAAACCGCUGUAUUAGGCAACGCUACGUACUCCAACACAAUCCCGGUAUAUUGUGCCACACCAUGUUCAACGACAGGGCCAAUGGUGCCUGUGGCUGGAUGUAUUAAUCCUCAACUCAUUCAGCAGAGUAUCAACGCCGCGGCAGCAGCCGAACUGCAGGCACAAGCACAAGCCGCACAACAGAACUCGCCACCGGGCCGACCGUUCUCGACGCUAUUCAAUUCCGCGACGAUCGAAAGCUCUCGCAUACAUCUACAGAAGGCGUGUGGGGGCCACCGAUGCAGCUGGCGAUUGGCAACGUUAGGUCUCCUCAUGAUUUCGGUGCUGUUGGCGACACUGGCUGGCUAUUUAGCUGCUAGUCCCGGUAUGGACCCUUCAAGUUGCAUAAUGGUUGGAGGCCUUACGGACGAAGCCGCACUUCAACAUCCUCCACCCUGUAUCGAUCGUCAACCAGCACAAAAAACUGCCUCAGAUUCUAUGGCUAUUAAAGGUCCCGCGCCAGCGUCCGGCAGUGGAUGCAGGUUGAUCCCACAUCAGGCCGAGAGGUUUCAACAAAUUAAGCUCGGUGAUGAAAUGACGCACACCAUCGCCCCGCAGGAAUCAUGGAAUAUCUGGUUCAACCAUCAUGAACCGGCUUUCGUACGCUUCAACGUUACCACGCAGCAGGGCUGUAAACUAGCUCUGUUUGCUGGAAAGAAUAAUCCACCAACGCUAACUGUUAAUGCGUUCCGGGAGACAAUAAGUAGCGAAGCCCCUCAAGUCGACGAAUUUCAUAUGAGCACAAAUAACAGUCCAGCAUCACCCAGACGCCGAAGAACAGUCGGCAUGACGUUAGAAGAGGUCGAGCUGGUGCAUUUCCUGGAGUCUGGAACGUGGUACGUAAGUAUCAUCAACGACGACUUCUUGGAGACGACAAUGGCGAUUUCAGCAUCUAUUGCCUUCGACGUUUCUACCUUGUGUCCUAACAGCUGCUCCGGACAUGGCCACUGCGAAAUGGGCAAAUGCACCUGCCAUCCAGGAUACUCCGGGUCGGACUGUUCUGACAGUGUUUGCCCCGUACUUUGCAACGGGCAUGGACGCUUUGUGCAAGGCGUAUGUCGCUGUGACGUAGGCUGGAAAGGGGCUGAGUGCGGUGUUUUCGAGAGGGAUUGUGAAGUUCCAGAUUGUAAUGGGAACGGACGGUGUUCAAAUCGAGGACAAUGUGUCUGCAAACCAGGUUUCUCUGGACCGGCUUGCGAAAAAGUGGACUGCCUUGACCCAUCGUGUACUUCACACGGGGUGUGUUCUGGGGGCCUCUGCCAUUGCAAAAUUGGUUGGCGUGGCCAAAAUUGCUCGGAACCAGACGACCGUCUGAACCGAUGCUUUCCCGAUUGUUCGCAGCACGGAGUCUACGAUCUUGAAGCUGAGAAGUGCGUUUGUUUUGAUCACUGGACGGGCAGCGAUUGUUCCAGGGCCAAAUGCAAUCUGGACUGCGGCGCAUUUGGACGAUGUGAAGAGAGCCGGUGCCGCUGCGAGCCGGGCUGGACUGGUAGCAAAUGCGACCUGCGCGAAUGUGAUCCCCGCUGUCAGCUACAUGGACAGUGCAACAAUGGCACCUGCAUAUGUAUACAGGGAUGGAUGGGCAAACAUUGUACAAUAGAGGGCUGCCCAAGCGGUUGCUCGAACAAGGGCAGCUGUGUGAAGGAUGAAGCGAGUUCGUUAUGGAAAUGUAACUGCCAGAGCGGUUGGGGUGGAAGAGACUGCAGCGUUCACCAGGAGACCAAGUGCAAGGACGAGGUUGACAAUGAUGGAGAUGGACUUAUCGAUUGUGCAGACAGUGAGUGCUGUUAUCGGCCAGAGUGCCAAGACAGCUUGCUGUGCAUUCAUUCACCGGAACCCCAAGAUAUCCUGCUGCGCAAGCAGCCACCCCCAGUAACCGCGUCAUUCUAUCAGAAGAUGAAGUUCCUCAUCGAGGAAGACUCAGUGCAGAGUUACUCGCAUAAGGACGAGUACUCUGAGAGCCAAUUUUGGAGUGCCUUCGUAAAAAGUCGCGUGUCGGUGAUUCGAGGACGAGUGAUUGGCCGAGAGGGCAACGGUCUCAUCGGCAUUCGAGUGAGCGUCGCCACCGACCCACAGUUUGGAUUCACACUCACCCGACCAGACGGAUGGUUCGACAUCCUGGUAAAUGGUGGAGGAGCUGUGACGCUCCAGUUCCAGCGUAAUCCAUUCCAUCCAAUCAAGAGGACAAUCAUGGUCCCUUGGAAUGAUAUCGUCGUCAUGUCGCCUGUUGUUAUGAUGAGUGUAGCCCAGGAGCCUAAUGAAGGUGAAGGCAUGUUCGAGGAGCAAGCCGGUUGCCUCCCGCACGAUGCAGACCGCAUGAAGCCUAUUGUGUAUCAAACGUGGCGACCGGGCUCCCAAGGGGGAUGUACCGAACGUUCCGCUAUCAUAGCCGAAACUCAGGUGAUCCAAGAAGCGCUCCCGAUUCCUGGGUCUGAUCUCCGUCUGGUCUAUCAAAGCAGUCACAGCCAGGGGUACUUGUCAACUAUUCACUUGCAACUAACGCCAUCACAAGUGUCCAAAGAGCUGAAGCUUGUGCAGCUACGAAUCGUCGUUGAGGGUAUACUGUUUGAGAAAACGUUCGAGGCAGAUCCCGAUAUCAAGUUCACCUAUGCUUGGAACAAACGCAAUGUUUACAAGCAAAAAGUAUACGGUUUAACCACUGUACUGGUGUACGUUGGUUAUCAGUACACGAACUGUGACAAAACGAUAUGGACGUCACAAUCAACGACUUUGCGUGGCUUCGACAUGGAUAUCUCGGAGUUAGGCCAGUGGAACCUUGACAUCCAUCAUCGGUAUAAUUUCCACGAAGGCGUUUUACAGAAGGGUGACGGUUCUACCGUGUACUUUAAGCAUCAGCCACGAGUUAUUCAGACUUUAAUUGGUACAGGCCGAAAAAGAACUUCGCGAAUCUGUCCUGAAUGCACCGGUCGAGCGCAAGGCAAUAAACUCGAAAAUCCUAUCACGCUUACAUCAGGGCCAGAUGGUAGCAUCUACGUCGGAGAUCACAAUCUCAUAAGGCGAAUUACACCUUCUGGGCAAGUCUAUACGGUCUACACCCUCAAAAAUCUGCCCGAUCAACUGACGUAUCAGUACCAUAUCGCACUGUCGCCUACGGAUGGCCAUCUUUACAUCUCUGACCCUGAGAUGUACCAGAUUGUACGCGUACAACUAGACAAACACUUGGAAGCGGCAGAGGGCAACACAGCCGACAGCGUCGUAGGCAAUGGCAAACGAUGUGUUGACCCUGACAUUGAUCUUUGCGGAGACGGUACGGGAGCCAUGGAAGCGAAGCUGCACUAUCCGAAAGGACUGGCGUUUUCAGUAGACAACACCCUGUACUUUGCUGAUGGUCCACGAAUCCGGAUGGUUGACAAACGCGGCGUGAUCCACACGGUUAUCGGGGGUCCCAGAGGACGUCACCAAUGGAGACCAAUCCCAUGUGCCGGAACUCUGCUAAUAGGACAGACCAAGUUACGCUGGCCGACAGAACUUGCUAUCAAUCCUAUUGAUAAUUCGCUCUAUUUCAUCGAUGAUCAUAUGAUCAUAAAACUCACCAAGGACAAAAGAGUAACUGCUGUUGUCGGUCAACCGUCGUAUUGUAAAGAGGCCAAGGGGAAAACAAAUAAGUAUGACAAGAACGCCUCGAAGAAUCUCGGCACCCUAAUUUCGUUCGCAUUUGGCCCCACUGGGGUCAUGUACUUGGCCGAGGUAGAUCAGCGAGACAACUAUAAGGUGCAUGCGCUCCGGCCAGACGGUGAAAUGAUCCACUUCGCCGGCCGAGAACGUCCUGCGCACUGCAUGUGGGGCUGUCCUAAAAAUGCCAACACGUCGACAUGCCGCUUGUGUGAGGACACCGGUAGUCAACUGGCCGUCGAAACCCGCCUACAUGGCAUCUCUUCGCUCACUGUUACCAGUGAUGGCACCGUGCACAUUGCAGAUGUCGCGGAUUUCAAAAUUCUGUCAGCGGUACCGUACCUGCCCGAGUCAACAGGUGACAAUGAAUAUCAUGUCGCCUUUCCCGAGAACCACGAGGUGUACGUAUUCAACAAGUAUGGCCAGCAUAUACUUACCAAGAGCGCGCUGACCGGCAAGACCAAAUAUACAUUUCUCUAUAAUGUCAACACGUCGCUCGGCAAGCUAAGUGCUGUAACCGAUGCCUCCGGCAAUAAAGUGGCUUUCCUUCGAGACUCGGCGAAUAAUAUGUUCAGCAUCGAAACUGCUCGAGGCCAUAAGUGUCGCGUAUUUGUUAACAAGCAAAAACAGCUGCUCUCGUUUACCAACGCUGAUAAUUUACAGUACAAUUUUGAAUAUGAGCCGGUGACUGGCCUAUUGCUCUCCAGGCACGAUUCGAACGGGAUGACGUUCCAUUACAUCUACGAUGAGAAUGGCCGUCUCACGAAUGUUGUCAAGCCCUCAGGCAAAGUAGUUGAACUCGAGUUUGAUCUGUCCGAUCGUGGCGCAGCUGUUUCUGCGAAGGACGACAAGUUCACAGAUAUUGUCGUUGUUAAAGGAUCCAGCGUCACCACUACUGCACGGGGCAUUAGUUUAGAAUCACGGAUGCACCAGGAUGGCGCGAUCGAGGUGCGGGCUCCGUGGAAGACUUCCGCUCUCUGGGAGGCAGCCACCCACAAGGUGCUCACCCAGCUCCUGCCUGUGCAGGCCGGCAUGUUCCCCAUACCGAUCAAACAGACAGUAUACACCGAAGGUGAAGGUGAGACCGGAGUUAGUAACUCGCUCGAGUGGAAGUACGACGUUAAGUUUACUCGCCGAGAACAACGCGACGCUCCGGUUGCCGACGCGGUGACAGCCGUUGAGAGGACUUUGCUGGUGAACACUACUCAGUAUCUGAAGACUGAGUACGACUGGAUGGCAGACAGGGAAAUGGUAUACAACGCUUCUCGUAGACCAUUCCUUGUCAUUCAAUACGACACAUUCUCUAGGCCGAUCCAAUAUUUACCGACCGACGUUAAAGUGCCCUUGAAUAUUCAAUACGACCGUUUAGGCAGGCCAUCUGGAUGGAGCCAGGGAGCAAUGCAAGAGAGUUAUACAUACGACCGAAGUGGAUUGUUAAGUGAGGUCAAGCUAGCUAACGAGGGCAAGAUGCAGUACAGCUACGAAGGCCUAAGCAAGCCAACCAAGGUCAAGAUGCCCAGCGGUCGCGAGUACUUGCUAACGUACGAUAAAAAUGGCGGACUUGAAAGCGUUACGACACCGAAAUCGACAAUGCACACGUACCAGGUGCUCGUAUCAAUUGGUUUUUACAAACUGCUAUAUACUCCGCCCGGCAACCAUGGACCACUAACAGUCUAUUAUAAUGAUAGGGGCCAGCCUGUACUUAAAAUCUUCCCAGGUGACAAUGGUCGCGUGCUAUACCGUUACAAUAAUCAAAGCUUGCUCGCCGCUGUAGUUUAUGGCGGUGGCAAAGUGGUAACCAAUUACACAUCUACUGGUUUCGUCAAGAGCGAGGCCUGGGUCGAAAGUGAUGUUGAAGUGAAAUACGACUACUUCUACGAUGGCCCCAUGUUGACUCAGUGUGUUGCAAAGUUCUACUCAAAGUUCCAGUUGACGACGGCCAAUUUCCACUACCAGUACGACAAUUGGUUCCGGCCGAAGCACAUUCGUGCUCGAGUGGGCACACUUCAAUUCGCCGACAUUGAGUUAAGCUAUGAAGCUCAAACUGGACAACGGGAACAAAUUGGCCCGUUCCGUGUCUACACACAAAAUCCUAACGACACGAUACUGGCCGACGGCGUCGCCACCUUCACUCAGCUUACGGACGGCCUUGGGCGAAUCCAGCAGCGCGGCCUCUUGAUCGCCGAGAAGGAGGUCUACAACCUUGAGUGCUCCUACGGCGACAGCAACAACCUAAUGCAAAGUAAAACCCUAAUGCGUUUGCAGGGCGGAAGCCAGAUGCGUACGCAAAACUUCACGUACGAUCUUGAUAACCAGCUUAUCGAAAUGGUCGGCAAAGACCGAUGGAAUUUCCAAUACGACGAUAAUGGAAACAUUGUGACUAUGCGGUAUAUGGGAAAUAAAAUCGAGAUUCUCCACGACGUGGGUGACCGGAUUCUCCGCUUUGGCGAAACUCCAUUUGUCGUUAAUGAUCGAGGCUUUGUCGUACAGAGAGCCGAGGAACGAUUCCAAUAUAACGUGAAAGGUCAGCUGAUCAAGGCAAUGUCAGGGACGCGCGGCAAGUACGAAGUCAAAUACUUCUACGACGCGCAAAAUCGGCUAGCUAUGCGAAAGGACCAUUUUGGAAAUAUGACUCAGUUCUUCUACGCCGACCUCACCCGGCCACAUCUCGUAACGCACAUCUACAACAAUGCCGAUGGUCGUAGCAUGAGCCUAAUUUAUGACAACAACGAUUUUCUCAUUCACAUCUUGGUUAACAAGGACAGUUUUUACGUGGCCACAGAUCACAAUGGGAGUCCAACGCUUAUCUUCGAUCGGUACGGGGAGGUCGUCAAGGAAGUUCUAAGAGGCCCAUACGGCCAUAUCAUCUACGAUUCGACACCUACAUUCUACGUGCCUGUCGACUUUCAGGGAGGAAUCCUUGAUCCGGUGACAUUGUUGCUGCAUAUGGGAGACAAAGUGUACGACUCCUUAACCGGCAAGUGGAUGACGCCUCGCUAUGAGAAUGUCCUCAAUCACGUCAACGAUGUGCGGCACCUGCAUCUCUACCAGUUCAACAAUAAUGAUCCAGUCAAUCUGCAUAAGAAACGACAGAACAAAUACGACACGCCUGAUUGGAUUGCAAGCCAGGGUAUCGACAUUACUACACUAGGCCUCGGUCGACCUUCGUCCGUUGUCAGGACUGCGAACGGCUUCCAUGAACGAACAGUAUCUGAUCGUUUUGAUCUUCUUCCGCAGUUACCGUCGGUACCGCUUAUUUCUGCGUAUGCUUGCGCAGUUCGUCGGAAACUAACAAAUUUUGCUCGUCUCAGUUCUGUUGACCGUUCUCGAGUGAAGCAAGAAGACUUCCUUAGCGCUAACCAACUUAGUACACUUCACGUACCCCUUGGACCUGGCAUUACAAUUUCACAGUUCGAGGGCAGAGCUCGUGUGCGUGCGGUAGACAAGGCUAAUCCCAUCAAUCGCGACGUGUUUACGGCUGUGUUUAAUAACACUCAGCUAGUUGAUGUCCAUCUAGUCAUGCACGGUAUCGACGUGUUCUAUUUCGUCAAAGACGCCACUUGGAAAUACGAUGAUGACCUUACCCAACUUCAGCGACUCGGUACCGCCAUCAACGUGACUCACCAUAGUGAUCAUGCUAAUCAGUAUUCCGAUAUCAGGGUGCACACAACCUACGCCGUUCUCAGCGUCCGCUAUGGCGCGCAGAUGGCUAAAGAACAACAGCGAAUUCUGCGGCACGCCAAAAAGCACGCUGUCAGCCAACGUUGGGCUCAGGAGAGAGAACUUUUGAAUCGCGAUCAUGGUUCUAUCGGACGUCAAUCCGGUGUUGAUUGGACCGAUAAGGAGAAGGACGACAUCAUCCGAACUGGUUCCGCUCCAGGAUAUCGUGGCGACUACCAUCACGACGUAAAUGUUUACCCCGAGCUUGCCGACGAUCCUGCGAACAUCGUCUUACAUCGAAAUAACGCCAAACAGAGAAACGACAACUACGAAGAGAUGUAGACCGAACAGAAAUAAGUGGGCGUAGAUAAACUUUAGCCGCGGCUAAGAUACCCAUGCCACUAAUAACUACAACAAGAAAUGAUGGAUGCUGAUGGGCCCAGUCAAGUCGUUGGUGACUCCAACGACACCCAUGACAACCUUUAUACAUCGAUAAUUAAUAAAAUGCAAAAUGAUCACGAGCGAAGCGGUGAUCAUUUAUAUAUAUAUAUAUAUAUAUAAAUAAAGGA
Messenger RNA from Varroa destructor (honeybee mite), 10088 nucleotides. RefSeq names its product teneurin-m-like. Gene Ontology annotation, biological process: motor neuron axon guidance. Lineage: Eukaryota; Metazoa; Arthropoda; Arachnida; Mesostigmata; Varroidae. The record is from RefSeq and is a predicted model, not a curated record.